This is a messenger RNA of Polyodon spathula (Mississippi paddlefish), 1750 nucleotides long. RefSeq names its product tumor protein p53-inducible nuclear protein 1-like. The transcript has 2 exons. Bases 843 to 1625 code for a protein of 260 amino acids. Gene Ontology annotation, cellular component: nucleus; autophagosome. Gene Ontology annotation, biological process: positive regulation of DNA-templated transcription; autophagosome assembly. Lineage: Eukaryota; Metazoa; Chordata; Actinopteri; Acipenseriformes; Polyodontidae. The record is from RefSeq and is a predicted model, not a curated record.
GAUCAAGCAGCAGGGGUUAUGUAGUGUAUAAUUUAAUGCAUUGUGUGUAUAGUGUCUCUUGUAAGCGGAACAGUUCUGUCUGUUCAGACUGUCUUGAAAUGACCAUAGAUAAAACAUGCAAUUGUGACAGUCCCUUAUCAUACAACCCUUAUCAAUGACUGGCUUUCAAAUACAAAUACUUACAUUUUUAUUCAGGUUACAUUUUAUGAUAAUUGUCAAAGUUUUAAUUUUUAUUGAGUUAUGAACAAAAACAAGGUGAUCCUCCAUUGACAUUUUAACCUUAUCUCUGUCUCUGUGUAUUGUGCAUAAAGUUUGUUUGGGAAAUACAUCUUUUUCCUCUGGGAUGAUGUAUUACACUUUUUUAGAUCGACAAACUUUAUUCACAGUAUAGGAAUCCCAAAAUAAUCUUUCGAAAGUGUAACCAUGUUUUUCAAACCACAGGAAGGUUUUGAAGUCUGUGCAACUGCCUAAUAUCUAUUAUGGUUCAGGCCCAGAGCCCUCAAACUGUAUUGGAAUCUUUGAUGCCUGCAGCUGUUAUUCUCGUCCCAGAAAUGUCUGGCCGGUAAAUAAAAAUAAAUGGCUGGUGUUGUGUACAAAAAAAAAAAAGCCACAGACAUCCUUGUUGCAGUUUUAACAUUUAGUUACCGGUUAGCACUGCAUGCUUAAAAAAAAAAGUAGAGGUACAAAAUUAAGUGACAUUGAAUGGGUAAGUAAUCUGUUAUCAAAAACAGGUUUGUGUUUCAAAAGCUGAAAUUGCUACACUGGGUUUUCCAGAUCCUCACACUAGUGAAACAACUUUGUAGCAGCUUCUGCAGCCACUGGGUUUUGCAACCCACCUCAAAAUGAUGUUUGCUUUGUAUUCAUUAUUGUUUUUGUCCCCCUCCUCCCUUCCCUCCCAUUUCUAUUUCUGUUUAUUUUCCUGUAUUCCAUUUCAUUCUGCUGUUGCUUUCUACCUCUGCACCACCUUCCCUACUUCCUUCCCAAUGUUGUCCCCAAUCCCUGCCUGCUCUUCAGUCGAUGCUUGCAUUAAUACCUCUAGAGACGAAGUGGAUGUCUAUGAGAAGGAUGCUUCUUCAAUGGACUGCCCGACCCUUUUCUCCUCCUCCUCCUCCUCCUCCUCCUCUUCUUUUCUAGAGUUCACUGGUGACCCCAGUGACCCUGUCUUUCUCCAGCUCGACUGCUGUGCUUUGGAGGAGAGCUGGUUUAUUACUCCCCCCCCCUGCUUCACUGCAGGUGGACACACCCCUGUCCAGGUAGAGUCCAGCCCCAUGGAGAACCUCCUCAUCGAGCACCCAAGCAUGUCUGUGUAUGCUGUAAACUUCCGCCACAGUGUGAAGGAGACCGCAAGGAGGUCAGGGUCCACAGAUAAGUCAGUUCUUAGGGUGGAAGCACAGUGUAAAAGGGGCCAACCUUUUAGCUGCUAUGCAGCUGCGAUGGCAGCACACACCAGUUUCCGUGAACAAACCAAGCACACACGGCUUGCUCAACGCACCAAGGAGAACAUAGAAAGACUCCACUUGACCCGUAACGCCCUUCGUCGCCAAAAUCUUGCCAAGGAUUCUCGCCAAGCUAAACAACGUGGAUUUUUGGUACACCAGCCCAGCCAGAGGCAGUUCAACUAUUGAUGGUGUACCAUCUUUUUUGUCGUCAGCUCGUAGGUCACAUUACUUAAUCUGCCAAUAUAAAAUGUUUAGCGUUUCACGCUAUUUUUUAACACUUUUAAAAUGCUGGGUUUAAUAUCAGAAACGCU